Messenger RNA from Thalassophryne amazonica, 2908 nucleotides. It is a transcript of the gene las1l, whose product is annotated as LAS1 like ribosome biogenesis factor. Gene Ontology annotation, biological process: maturation of 5.8S rRNA; maturation of LSU-rRNA. The transcript has a single exon. Gene Ontology annotation, molecular function: endonuclease activity. The coding region runs from base 151 to 1881 and encodes 576 amino acids. NCBI's taxonomy places the organism in Eukaryota, Metazoa, Chordata, Actinopteri, Batrachoidiformes, Batrachoididae. Gene Ontology annotation, cellular component: Las1 complex; preribosome, large subunit precursor. The record is from RefSeq and is a predicted model, not a curated record.
AUAUCUGCGCUUCGUUUUUUUUGUUUGGUUGUUUGCUUGUCACAUUUAGCGGUGUAGCUUUCAAACGACUGCAGUUUGACGGCUUUAUACGCGAACCUUGGGUAAUUAAGGCGCCUUGAUAAGCCCGUGUGUGCGUUUUGUGCUGCAAAAAUGAAGAAAAAGUGCUGUGAGAAACGGCGCCAUGUGGUGGCGUGGGCCAGCAAAGCUGAGUGGGACCAGGUUCUGGAGUAUCUGUACUCCAAGGACUCUGCUCUGCAGAAAUAUGCGCUGAAGAGGAUAUCUGCGUGGAAAAGCAGGUACGGCAGCAGCUGUCCCGUGGCCGUGGACUGUACAGCCGACCUGGUGAGGUGUCAGGUUUUGGACCGGUCCGCACAGCUGGAAGGAGACGACCUGGUCCUCCUUUAUGGAGCUGCCCUGGUGAGGUUUGUCAAUUUAAUCACCGAACGCCAGCAGGGGAAAACGGCUCGACGUUUGAGGCAUUUGGCUGGAAAGCUAAACAUCCCAGAGUGGGUUGUAGACCUCAGACAUGAUUUCACUCACCGAAAGCUGCCCACCUUGAAAUGGUGUCGAAAGGGGUGUAAGGUGGUUCUGGACUGGCUUCAACAGGAGUACUGGUCCAGGCAGUUGGGAGGAGGUCUCAGUGAGGACUGGGAAUCACAGUCAGAUGGAGAAGAUGAUGAGAAUUACCUGAAAAGGAAAGAAGAGCAGCUUAUCGCAAGACAAAAAGAAAUCAAGGCCUACAAGAAUGCAAGGGAGCGUCUGAUAUCUUAUGAAAAGUUACAGUACCAGGCUUUUGACGGGCUCGCCGGAGACACGGAGGGGAGUCAGUGGCCUGCCCCCUUCGCUGAUAUGAGCUGGCUUCUGCCUGAGAUCAAGCAGUGUACUGUCGAGUCAAGUGAAUUGCUGAUCGACGUGUUGUUGGAAGAAGGUUUUUUAGUUCCAACUGUGGAGCAGCUGGAAACGUUGGGCUGCACCACAUCUGACGCUGCCAGUGCCACUGUUCCCCGAGUACCUCAAACAUUCCUGCGUUUUUGGCUGCCCCUGCUGAAGAUGCUAAACUCUCCAGCUUUUAUCCACCUCUUCCUAGAGAAGCUCUUUAGGGAACUAAAGCAGCUUUCUAAAGAGCCAAAUAGUCACAGAUCCUUCUACCUUUCUGCGUGGAUCUCUGAAAUCAUGCUCUGUAACAGCAACAAAUUUGAAUAUCAUUUUGAAACCAAGCUUCAGAAGAAAGCCAGGUUGAAGGAAAAUAUUUUCGUGAACCGUAUCCAGCUGAGGUGGCAGCAGCUUCUGUCAGCCUGCCUGGAUGCUCCCUCAAGCACCACAGCUCACUUGCUUCAGCUGAUCCUGGAUGAUAUGGAGCAUCCCCUGCCUGUGGAAACUCGACAAAAAUUGCUUCAGCUUUGUUCCCUCUACACACAAGCUGAACAUUCUUGGUGUACUCCUCCUUUGGAACAAAUAGAACAGCCUGUAUACACACUGGAGAGCUUGCACAAGAUACUGCAGCAUUCUUGGAGGAGUGACCACCCUGAUAGUUCCAGGGCCGACUCGGAGACCAGCAAGUCCUCUACUCAGGACUACAAGUGGGCAGAUGUUCAAGCUGAAAAAGCAAAGUUGCUCAAAGGUUCUCCAUGGCAGGUUUGCAUGGAUAAGGUUUUGUGGAAGGACUAUCCCUUUGGUAAAGUCCCAGGGCAGUCAGAUGAUCCUUCCUGCCUCAUGGUGGAAAGUUAUUCAACAAUGACUGUCUUUGACCAGCCGGUGGAGCUGGAGAACGCCACAUCAGCCAACAUUCCAGGGUGCUCGGCGCCACUAAGAACAGCCGAGGGCCUUCUUUGGGCACACAGUGAUGUCAGCAAGCUUAAAUCUGGCCUGCAACUUUUUUAAGCCAUUCUGUAAAACUACUGCUGGGGGCUUUUUCUUUUCUUUUCUUUUUUUUUUGAACACUAUGACUUCUUACUUUUGUUGUUUUUUGUGACUUCAUUAUUAAGUCAUACCAGUUGAUCAUAAAUAUUUUACUCAUCAUGAGUAAAAUAUUUUGCUUUUGAACAAAUCUCUAAACACAGGAGCUAGCAGAGAUGCAGUAAUGAUAAAGGUGUUUUUGAGCUCUAUUUUGUUUCACCUUUCACCAGUCUCUUCCAAAAUGUAAUCAUCAGGAGACGCAAACAAAAGUAAUAUUCCCACUGAGUUUGGUGAAAAUUCAAGCAGGUUUUUUAAAUUUUGUUCACACUUAGAGGAUUGAUUAUCAUAUUUUGCUUGUUGUGUGUGCAGUGUGACAAAGACCAAAUGUAUUUUCUUGGUAAAACAAAAUCUAUGUGUGUCAGGCUGUCAUUUUCUAUACUCAGUUACUCUAAUUAAGGGUCAGUGGUGAGCUGUAGCCUUUCCCAGCAGUCAUAGGGUGAGAGGCAGGAUACACCCCUUACAGGACACCAGUCGAUUGCCACAUAUAGACAAACACAUUUACACCUGUGAUCAAUAUAAAGUUUUCAAUUUACCUAACCUGCAUGCCUUUAAGAAGCAAACACAGGUAGAACAUGCAAAUUCCACAUAGAAAGGACCAAGUGGGAAGUGAUCCCAGGACUUUCUUGCUGUUAGACAACAGUACUAACCACUAAGACACCCUACCGCCCAAAUCCAUGUACAAUAUAUGACACAUGUAAGACAUUUAGUGUUUGUGGUGAAAGGUGUAUGCACAGUAUGCAAACAUACAGAAAGUAAAUGUAAAUUGAGAUUUGGAUCAUUUUGGUCAUGAAUGUGGAGUCAAAACGCAGUGGGAGUGACUUUUUGUUAUCAAUGCAAAGGUUUUAUGAUUAAAUUGUUUAGAUCUGAAACGCUUACAAAGUGAUACUGUAAAGUGCAUUGUGUUAGAUCUUCAGUGCAUUUAGAUGAUCAAUAAAAUUGUGCUGAAAUGAAA